This is a messenger RNA of Micropterus salmoides (largemouth bass), 3607 nucleotides long. RefSeq names its product proline rich mitotic checkpoint control factor (gene prcc). Gene Ontology annotation, cellular component: nucleus. Bases 495 to 1745 code for a protein of 416 amino acids. Lineage: Eukaryota; Metazoa; Chordata; Actinopteri; Centrarchiformes; Centrarchidae. The transcript has 7 exons. The record is from RefSeq and is a predicted model, not a curated record.
AGAAGGCUGCGCAGUUGUUUCUUGGAUCAUGAAUGAUGGAGGCGAAUGUUUUGAUGGAGUAUAGGGACUAAACUGCUCUGCUUCUGUGGCGUCAAACACAGCUGCUGCAUCAACCGAUCUCGUAUUAUGUGCAAUAAGAGGUCGGAGACAAAUUUAAUUUGACUUAGCUAGAGCAGAUCAGUUAGCUAAAAUCGUUUGCUGCGGCGGCCUAGCUAACAUUAGCUAGCGCUGCAAAGUUGGGACAGUGCUUUCAUUUAAUGAGCUCACUGCGAGGCCCUCUUUUAACCUGCUGUGUUUUUCACGAUACUACAGCUCCACUGGGAAUUAUAUAAUUAUUUGUGUGGCUAUAUUGAUCGAAGAUUAACCUUACCUUUAAUUGAGCCCGUCAGAAAGCGUGAGUACGGCUUCUUGAGACCUAACGUUAAUCAAGGGGAAGUGGUUAUCCAUGUCCACGAGUUACUGCAGAUUAACCAUCUUUGAUAACAUCAGCAAACAUGUCUUUAGUCGCUUAUGGCAGCAGUGAUGAUAGUGACUCAGAAGAAACCUCGACCUCUGUCGCACUGGAGACCAAAGUCAGCGCAGGAGGGCUUUUCUCUCUCCUGCCUGCUCCUAAAAAGCCAGGAUCGGCAGGAGGAAACUAUGGAGCGAGCAAGGAGGCAAAAGCGAACCCUUCAGCAGGGGACACGUCAAACGAUGACCUAGGUCCUCCGCCAUCAAAAGGAGGCUUAUUUUCUAGUCUGCCGAAGCCGAGGAAGCGAACUGAACCUGUCAAGAUCACUGUACCACAGAUACAGAGGCGGGAUUCAGAUUCUGAUGAUGAUGAACCAGCAAAAAAGAAACUACAACCUCAGGGUGCAGGUUCAGGUCUGUCCUCCCUUCUACCACAACCCAAAAACCUGACAGUGAAGGAGACAGACAGACUCCUGAUUCCUCACACACUCACCAAGCGCCAAGAACCCAAAGGACCCAAGCCUGGAACGGCCGCUCCGGGUCUGCUUGGUUCUAGUGCAUCCCCGUCUGCUAUCAAAGCUGCAGCAAAGUCAGCCGCCCUGCAGCUGGCUAGACAGAUAGCCACUGACGACCAGGAUAACGAGGAGGACAUCACCCCACAGAACUAUUUUUCUCUGUGCGAGAGCUCCCAGCCACUCCCCGCAGCCGUCCCAAGCUUAGACCCUGAGCCAGUAGCCCCCACAGAGCUUCUACCUCCUGCACCUGCACCUGCACCAACAGAUGAGCCUGGUCAGUCAGACGCCCCUCUCGAUUUUGGGGGGAACCAUGAGGGAGCUGGUGCAUGGCGAGGGCAAUAUCCUCAGUAUCAACAGCCCAUGGCAGGCCCAGAAGCUUUGCCUCAGGGAUAUUAUGAGGAGGCAUACUACCAAGAUCCUAACCCCGGAUUAGCAGAAGCUGAAGAGCCUGGCCACUCUGCAAUGUUUGAUGAUGAAGCGUUCAUGCGGCUGCAGGGGAAACGGAACAGGGGCAAAGAGGAGGUGAAGUUUCUGGAGAUCAAAGGGGACGACCAGCUGAGUGGCAACCAGCAGUGGAUGACCAAGAGCAUGACAGAAGAGAAGCAGAACCGUCAGUCCUUUAGCAAGAAAAAAGGAGAGCAGCCGACAGGACAACAGCGACGCAAGCAUCAGAUAACGUAUCUCAUUCACCAGGCAAAGGAACGGGAGUUAGAGCUGAAGAACAACUGGGCAGAAAACAAGCUAACCCGCCGGCAGACCCAGGCCAAAUAUGGUUUCUAAAUGUUAUACUGUGGACUUUUGGAGGCACGUGGAAACCCUGCAUCAGAACGUAGAGUAGAGCUUUCCAGAUUGUGUUUGGGAAGAAACUAUACACACCCUAAUACAGAUUUUUCCAUCCUGCCCUCCCUCUUCCUAUAUUUGUGUUGAAUUGGUAAUACUCAGUAGUUCUUUUGGUCACCAGUUUUAUAAGAUAUUACUCCUGUACCGUAUCCAGUCACAGUAAAUGUAGCCACUAUACCUUCAUAACCGUGUUUUUAAGGUACCUGUGGCAUGUUUUCCUUUUGAAUGUGUAUGCUUCCUGUUCAUAACAGCGAACAAUGACUCUACAAAAUAGGUUUGGUUCUCUGGUAGUCACGUUCGUACAAUUUUUGCCCUUGAUAAUGAGAAAAUGACCUGGAGUCAUUCGAAGGCUGUGACACAUGAUAUAUUUAUACAUUGAAUCAACAACUUUGUAAAAAAAAUAAUAAAUAUGAUGAUGCUUGAAUACAUGUUGCAGUAGCUAUUAUUACAUCCUGAAGUUGUGAAGGAGCAUACCUGCGUCUAAGUCUGUUCUAAAGAAGUUUUAUAUAAAUGAAUUGCCAGAGAACCAAACGUGCAUUUGAGUUUCAGCUGGUUCUUUAGCUACCACCAGGCCCGAACACCAUCUACCUUUACCUGAGUUCUUCCUGAGUUGCAUCCGUUACACAUCUUACAGAUUCAGUUUUCUUCUAAAUCCUAAUAAAGGGUCUUUUUAGUUUAGCUUGAAGAUAGGAAUGCAUUCAUGUCAACUUUAAGUUUUUAUUUUAGACUGUUUUUGAGGUCUUUCUUUCUGCCGUUUCCAGUUUUAGGAAAAUUCCGCCGUCAAACCAAAUCUAGAAUAUCUAUGUAUGUGGCCUGUCCGCUGCCAGUGAGCCAGAAUGUUUUAAGACACGCUGAAGACUUUUGUUAAGGGAAACUGCUAUGAACUGUUCAGUGUGGUGAAACUAAAUGCUGCCAGUCUCUCCAUCUGUGGGGAAUAUUGCAGGUUUAUGCUUCCUUUUAUAAUAGCUGUAAAGAUCGGUCUUGCGUCAGUCUUUCCCAUCCUGCGAAGCAGCCUUUUAAAUGGCUUUUCAUUGAAGCACUGACAUUUAUUUACGCUGUAAUGGCUUCCUCCUCCUUUAACAAAGCAAUGAGUAGUCCACCCUUCAGUAUGGUUUUUCUUUUCCAAGAAGGAAAUAGGGCAUAAAUCUAAACUCAUUAGGUUGCUUCUACAUGCAUUAUAUUUUAUUACACAUGGGAUUUGGUAGAGAGCUUCAUAUGUAAACUACGGCUAGGUGUGGCGGUGGCUUUGGAGUCUUCCACCAUUACUGUACCAACACAUGCACAACCUGAUCAGCCUCAAAAACUUGCUCUGUUUGGCAGAAACAUACCAGCAGUCCAGGGAUAUCUAUUCCCUCCAUACUUCAUAGUUAUGGUACAUAGUGGCCGCAGAGCGUGUGCCACAGCGUAUUUACACACCUGGCACUGGCCAAACAGCCCAAAGCAAGCAGCUGACAGUCUGAUUACAUAUUCUCACAUGUAUACUAGAGGCGGGAAUAUAACUUAAAGAGCUUAAACUAAUGUGAGUUCCAGCUUUACCCUUGACAUCUCUUGGAAAGUGCAAAGGGAGUUUGGAUGUAAUAAUGAGAACAAUUCUUUAAAAUGUUCACUGUCUCUCCUGAGACAAACACAAACAGCUUUCAUGUAAAGAUUGACAAAGCAUAUACUUGUAUUAGGCACUGACAUUCCUCAUUCAGUGACUUAACAUGUUUGACAGCAUUGCUGAGAAAACUUUUAUUCUAUACUUUUUUGCGUGUUGUGCAAUUAAAAUUACUGAAUAAAUGUUUUCCUUGCCUGGCUCCAUA